Messenger RNA from Drosophila montana, 2412 nucleotides. RefSeq names its product L-asparaginase. Gene Ontology annotation, molecular function: asparaginase activity; protein binding. The record is from RefSeq and is a predicted model, not a curated record. NCBI's taxonomy places the organism in Eukaryota, Metazoa, Arthropoda, Insecta, Diptera, Drosophilidae. Gene Ontology annotation, biological process: amino acid metabolic process. Bases 231 to 2189 code for a protein of 652 amino acids. The transcript is spliced from 5 exons.
CCACACUGGCGCGCAGCGCUGCCAGACUGUUGGGUGUAUAAAUGCGCAGCAGCUGUCUAACGCAUUACGCAAUGGCAACGCUGGCAAAUAGUUGUACACACACGCACACACACGCACACAGAGGGGAACUUACACACACAUGUGCGCAAAAAACGUUGCGCACAGAUCUGUGCGAUUAGUUGGCGCAUUCGGACGAACGGUUAAUUGUUGACCCCACGCGUGACCUUGCAAUGUCCACUAACGGUGAUCAGCCCGACGGCAUGCCACCCAGCAGCCAGCCCCCGCCCCCUCCGCCGGGCAUAUGCAUUAAACAGGCGCCGGCAACCAAGUCGCCGCCGGAUCAAUCGGUGCCCGCCUCUCCGAGCUACCAGACGCCACCGAUGCGACGGAACGUGAGCGCCGGCAGCCUGAUGAUCGCCGCCGAGGCGAAGGAGGCGCGCGUCCGUGUCAUCUACACGGGCGGCACCAUCGGCAUGAUGCGCAACGAGCGCCACGUGCUGGCGCCGAUACCGAACGCCCUGGUCCGGCUCAUACGCAAGUAUCCCAAUAUACAUGAUGAGGAUUAUGCCCAGCGGCAUUUUGGAGCAAGCGCAUCUUUGGCGCCGCUCGUCCUGCCCUUUGUGCAGGGCGAAUCGCGGCGGAUUAUCUAUCAGGUGACGGAAUAUUCGCCGCUGCUCGACUCCAGCAACAUGACCAUGGACGAUUGGGCGCGCAUUGCCAAGGAUAUCCAUCAAUCGUACGAGUUCUUUGACGGAUUCGUAGUGCUGCAUGGCACGGAUACGUUGUCGUAUACCGCCUCGGCGCUGUCCUUUAUGCUGGAGAAUCUGGGCAAGACGGUGAUCAUAACGGGCUCCCAGCUGCCGAUCUUUGAGACGCGCACCGACGGCAAGGACAACUUCACGUCCGCUUUGAUCAUUGCCGGCAACUAUGUAAUACCGGAGGUGUGCAUCUUCUUUGGCAACAAGCUGCUGCGCGGCAAUCGGACGGUCAAGGUCAGCUCCAAUUCGCUGGACGCGUUCGAUUCGCCGAAUGUGCCGCCGCUGGCGCAGAUCGGGAUCAGCGUGAAUGUCGAUUAUCGUCUGAUCUUUCGGCCGUGCAGCGUGGAGAGAUUCUGUGUGCAUUCGCAGCUGGACGAGAAUGUUGGGCUGUUGCGCAUCUUUCCCAGCAUUUCAUUGGCCACGUUUCGCGCCUUCCUGGCGCCGCCCAUGCGCGGCGUGGUGCUCCAAUCGUUUGGCUCCGGCAACAUGCCCUCCAAUCGCAAGGACCUCAUCGAUGAGCUGCGCGCCGCCGCCGAACGCGGCGUCAUAAUCAUCAACUGCACCCAGUGCCCGAACGGCUCCGUCGCCGAGAUCUAUGACACCGGCAAGGUGCUCUUCGACGUCGGCGUCAUACCCGGCUACGAUAUGACGCCGGAGGCGGCCCUCACCAAGCUGGCCUACGUCAUUGGCAAGACGGACUGGUCGCUGGACGUGAAGAAACAGAUGAUGCAGGCGAAUCUGCGCGGCGAACUGACCUCCGUUGCGGCGCACACGAUGAAGGAUUACGAUCUGGUCGAUGCUGUCGCACGCUCGCUGCACUUGUCCUCGCCGCAGGAGCUCGAUCAGCUGGGCGCCACCUUGUUUCCGGCCAUGAUCAAUGCGGCCGUCUACGAGGGCGACCUCAAGAAGCUGAACAACCUGAAGGCAUACGGCGCCGAUUUGUCGGGCACCAAUCAUGACCAGCGCACUGCCCUCCAUCUGGCCUGCCAGCUGGGCGACACGGAUAUCGUGCGGCAUCUGCUGCAGAACGGCGUCUCCGUCCACAUACGCGAUCUGUGCGAGCGUACGCCCCUCCAGGAGGCAGUUGCCACCGAUAACCAUGAGAUCAUCCAGCUGCUGAUCAGCUGUGGCGCCCAUUUGACCGGCUCCUCGCGUGCCGUUGGCGAACAGUUGUGCGCCGCUGCUGCACGUGGCGCUCUGCGGCGUCUGCAAUCGUUUCAGCUGGCCGGCGCCGAUCUCUGCCUGCCCGAUCCCUCGGGCCGCACCGCGCUGCAUGUGGCCGCCCUGCAUGGCUAUGUCGAGCUGGUGCAGUACCUCAUGGCCUACAGGGAGAAUGGCGAGCCUAAGGAUAUGCUUGGUCUGACGCCGUUGGACUAUGCCAAACGUGGCGCUCAUCCGGAAAUUGUGCGUCUAUUGGAAACUAGAAGCUGAACCGGAUGCCUUAAAUGACGGCCGGAUUACUUAAAUUUACCUCAUCUAUCUAUCUCUUUCUCUCUCAUUGUGCGUACCUGGAGCUGUCUAGUCCAGUUGUUUUUGUUCCUACAUGUGCAAUAGCUUUUUUUUUAGGUGCAUUUCAUAUAUGUUUUAACGGGAAUUCUCAUGUACUCGAAAUAAACGGUUAUUAAAAAGCAGCGAUAUAUAUUCCGAUUGUAAA